AUGUACUUCAAGUCGACCUCGCCAUCGUCGUCGAGCACCUCGCCGCCGUCCUCACCGAGGUUCCUGGACCCUCCUCGAUCUCGAUCUCAUCUCAAAUAUGCGCUCCAGUACCUCACCGCCGUCCUCACCGAGAUUUCUUCAGUGCUGCCUGACCUCGCGGGUAUAGUAGGAAGGUGCAGGCCGGGGGAAUUUCGUGCACAGCUCAAAGGUGUUUCCCGGUGA
Miscanthus lutarioriparius is the source of this 222-nucleotide messenger RNA. The record is from the annotation of a GenBank genome assembly. NCBI's taxonomy places the organism in Eukaryota, Viridiplantae, Streptophyta, Magnoliopsida, Poales, Poaceae.